This is a messenger RNA of Aspergillus campestris IBT 28561, 520 nucleotides long. RefSeq lists its product as uncharacterized. The record is from RefSeq and is a predicted model, not a curated record. NCBI's taxonomy places the organism in Eukaryota, Fungi, Ascomycota, Eurotiomycetes, Eurotiales, Aspergillaceae. Bases 90 to 503 code for a protein of 137 amino acids. The transcript has a single exon.
UUGACACAAACUUCGUCUUUGACCUUCAUCAUCGCCGUACACUACACGAUCCAGUGCCCUAAACAAAGAACUACAACUUACCCACAGCCAUGGACCAACCGCCUCUUUCUCCACCCGCCGAACCGACGCAGUCACCCACUGUCAAGCCAGUUUCUUUGGAUUCGCCGAUCCGCACGACUCCAAUCCACGAUCUGCUCCCGGAAGUCCGUGUCCCUCGCGAACCCCUAGAAUCCUACAAAUACGAUCCAGUCACAUGUACCGCAUUAGACCCAGAGGAGAUCCGCGCCCAGCUUCAAGAGCUGCAACAAGAGUUCCCGUCUCCAUCCGAGGCACUUAAGGCGCAAGAACUCGCGGUCAUGGAAGUGAAGCAACGGAUCCAGGACGCAGAGAGGAAACGCGAAGAUGUUCAGAAAGCAAUCGACAAGAAGAUAAAAGAGCGCAAUACGGAGAUGAAAGUCUUGUCCAAAUAUCAGGAGGUGAAGGCUUCCGACAUUCCGUCUUGAAGUCAGAUCGAGUGCAU